GACCGUAGAGUUUAGUAGUUCGUGUCAUGCGUUUGUACGGUAUUGUGUUGCGUUUUCUGUGUACUAUGUAAGUGAUUUGAUGGUGGAGACAGGAAAUCACGGAAAGACACAUAUUGAGUGUGUGGCUUAGGAGGGCAAUCAUGGACUGCAAGGGAACUAGUUGGGUGAAAAAAGAGAAGAGUGAAAUAUAUGCUGAACCAGAAUCCUUGUUUCUUGAAGGUCCGCUAAAGAUUUUAAUGCCUAGUCUCCAUAUAAAGCAAGACCUAGAACUGAAACAGGAGGAUGGCAUUGAGCGUGAUUGUCUUGAAGAUAACUUGGGAAUCUCUCAUCCAAAUGAUUUUAUCAAGGAGGAUCCUGAACUAAAUUUGGAGGUGGCAGCCUCAAUAAGAAAAGCAUCUGAUAGUUUAAGUUUUAUUCAAAGUGCUGGUGACAGCUGUGACAUUUCAUAUCAAGAAACAUCACAUCAAGGAGUAGUCAAUGACAAGCUGGAGAUAUAUGCAGAGAAGUCAACAGAUUUCAGUGUGUCUCACAACUAUACCAAAAUACAGACUUCUCAAGAAGACGGCUUAUGUGGCACAAGAUUAAGUUGUAGCAUCAGGGAAAAGGAAUUCCAUAAGUUUAACUGUAGUUUCUGCCUACAGAGCUUCCCUUCAAAAUACAGACUCAUAAUGCAUGUCUUCAUCCACAUUGACGGUGUGCAGGCACCUUCAUAUGUGUGUAAGUCAUGUGGUGAGGUAUUUCCCACUGAUGACUGCUUUAAAGAACAUUUGAGAAUGAGGGAGGGUGACCAAGCGUUAUCUGCUACCAGCAGCGAGAAACUUGAAUGCAGUGAUGAUCAUGAAAACAGUAUCUCCUUUGAGUGUGUACAAGACGGAAUCGUGGAACAGACUGAGGAGCCCUCUCCAUACAAGGUACCCAGGAAAACUUUUAAAAAAUCGUUUAAUGACAUAUGUAAUACACAUACUGUGAAAGAAACUGAAGAGAAACUCGAAAGAUGUAAUGACUGUGGAAUUUUAUCUACAAGUGACCAUGUUCAUGUCCACACUGUGCUAAGUGUAACGAGACAUCACAAAUGUGAUGUUUGUGGUAAAACGUUUCCUUUGUUAUGCAAUCUUCAGAGACACAGAUUAAUACACACUGGAGAGAGACCCCACGGAUGCGAUGUUUGUGGAAAAUCGUUUACUGAAAGGGGCAAUCUGAAGCAACAUGAAUUAAUACACACUGGACAGAGACCACACAAAUGCGAUAUCUGUGGAAAAUCAUUUACUCAGUCGGCCCAUCUGAAGACCCACAGUUUAAUACACACAGGAAAGAGACCACACACAUGCGAUGUCUGUGGAAAACCAUUUACUCAGUCGGGCCAUCUCAAGACCCACAUUUUAAUACACACAGGAAAGAGACCACACAAAUGCGAUGUGUGUGCAAAAUCGUUUACUGAAAGGGGCAAUCUGAAGAAACAUGAAUUAAUACACAGUGGACGGAGACCACACAAAUGCGAUGUCUGUGGAAAAUCAUUUACUCAGUUGGGCAAUCUCAAGACCCAUAUUUUAAUACACACAGGAAAGAGACCACAGAAAUGCGGCCAGAAGGCACAACAAAUGUGGCGUAACAUUAGGGACUAUUAUCGGAGAUAUGUAAGGAAAGUGAAGAAAUGUGGUUCAGAAGCAGUAAGAAUAUUAAAAUACGUGUACGCUGACCAGCUGGGGUUCUUGGCACCUGUUUUAGAAACAAGAGAUUCAGUUUCAAGUCUACAGGAAGACGAAAUUCAGCAUUUGGAACAUCCUUUGGAAUUUUCCCUGGCAGAAGACGACACCGGCAAUCCAGUAACAUCAGUUGACGCCUCAACACCUGAGCAGAUUUCAGUAGGCUCAUCAGUUCCACAAAAGAAAACGAAGGUGAGAAGAGUGACAACAGAUCUUGAAGCUACAUUAUGCUAA
Molecule: messenger RNA, 1937 nt
Organism: Schistocerca serialis cubense
Lineage: Eukaryota; Metazoa; Arthropoda; Insecta; Orthoptera; Acrididae
Product: zinc finger protein 729-like
Exons: 7
Coding region: 141-1937 (598 amino acids)
Biological process (GO): regulation of transcription by RNA polymerase II
Cellular component (GO): nucleus
Molecular function (GO): DNA-binding transcription factor activity, RNA polymerase II-specific; RNA polymerase II cis-regulatory region sequence-specific DNA binding
Source: RefSeq, a predicted model, not a curated record